AGGGGAUGGAGUUUAUUGUGCAGAAUGCGGAGGCACUUUUUGACAGUCAUGUUAUGAUUACAUUAAGACAGUGACACAGCACUGACUGUCUUCGCCCAUCAAUCUCAGGCUGGAUUUAACUCAAUUUUCCUUUUUUUUUUUUUUUCCUGAAAGAUAAGUCUGCACCUCGUCGUUAUUCCUAUAACACUGCUUCCACUUUUCGUAUUCUGUUGCUAGCUAGCUAGCCGGAGGUCAACUUUUGUCGAGUCAGUCAGGCAACUUCGCCGUUGGUUUCAGUUGGAAAGGACUCCUUGUUGCACCAUGGCCCAAAACAACUCUUUCCCGGUGAAACUGUUCAUUUACGACCUGUCCGGGGGAAUGGCUCGCCAGCUGAGUCCUGUUAUGCUAGGGAGACAGUUGGACGGCAUAUGGCACACAGGUGUUGUUGUCCACGGAAAAGAGUUUUUCUUUGGUGGAGCAGGAAUCAACAACUGCCUACCUUGUGGCACUAUACUGGGCCAGCCGAACUCAAUAGUGGAUUUGGGUUACACCGAGGUGAAUGAAGAUUUGUUUCAGGAGUAUCUGGACUCGCUGGCUGAGUCAGAGUACAGAGGCGACAAGUAUAACAUGUUUGAGCACAACUGCAACACCUUCAGCAACGACGUGGUGCAGUUCCUCACCGGUAAAAAGAUCCCGUCGUACAUCACAGACCUUCCAUCUGAAAUACUCUCCACUCCGUUUGGCCAGGCCAUCCGGCCACUCUUGGACUCCAUGGCCGUGAAUCCAGGAGGAAACAACAUCACUGGACAGCGAUAAAUAAAGCUAUGCAUACAGAAGAACACACUUGAUAACCUUUGUGCCAGCAACCUCUGCUACCAGUCACAUUUGCAGCGAAGCUGCUGUCAUCAGGGCCCUUUACUCUACUUAAAAAAAAAAAAUCACCUUCAAGGUUUGUUUCUGCAUGUAAGUGUAUUGCUAGGACUACCUGCAAACGAAGCCUGUGGACAAAAAACAAACAAAAAAACAUUUUCACUCUUUACGUUAGCUUUUGUUCAUAAACUUACUUCCACUUGCUCAGCCAAAAAUCUGCAGAAUAUUUUUGAAAUUGUCUCAUUAAAGACGAGAUUUGUCGAGCAUUUCCUUAAGGUGCUUUGUUAGGUAGAGGUUUUAACAUCAAAAACUUUUAUAAAACAUCUUCCUGCCAUGUAUUGAACUUAAUCUAUAACCGGGAUUUAUCUUUCGAGUGCAGUACAAAGUUUCUGUUACUAAAUGUUGGCCUUUUUCUGUCUCUCUAAAUGGGUGAAACAUGGAUGUUGAGCUUACGAAUAAAAUAAAAUGUAAAAAAACUUAGCUAGCUUAGCUACACAGCUAGCUACGUAUCUAGCUAGCUACCGGGUCCACUUAAACACAUUGUGAAGAAGCAGUUUAAAAAUCAACUUUAUCUAAUGGUUUCCCUUUAGAGUUUAUGAGGACAGUUUGUUUUUUAGCUUCUUAUAAGUAUAAAUUAAAAAUCUAUGAAGUUCUUUACUGCUCAGGUUGUGGUAUUAUUUUCAUUUUAUUCCUAAAGCUCAAAUGCAAGGGUUACCCUCACUGGGGAAAAUAGCUUAGUCAAAACUGUUCUGCUGGCUUUUUAUAACAUUGUCUAGGAAACCUGUUUUUACCAAUUUUAAGGUAUCUUUAAAAUGUAUUUAAAAAGCACUUUAAAAAUCAGACAUCAUAUUUGAACCUCAUGUCAUUUAGUAACAUCGUUUUUUGCUUUUUUUUCUGAAAACUUCUGGACCAAUCUGCUACAUACCUCUGAUUUGCUACAUUUGGAUUUUUAUUAUUAGCACAUAAUGUUUUUAUGCACUAAGUACCAGAAUCAGGUAUUUGUACGAAGAGGCCUUAUCAAUGCAGUUGAAACAACAUCAAGUUCAUCUGAAGUAGUUUUUUCUUUUGGACUCUUGUUUAGAUCCUAAUCAUAGCUUUAAUUUUUCGAUUACGACUAUAAAUUGUGUGCAGGUCACUGUAAAUGAAAAAAAUAUAUAUAUUAAAGAUUAAGUAUACAAUACCUACAGAAGGCUGUAAGGAUGAAAAGAACAGGCUUUACAUGUUUUAUCUUAUUUAAAUGUUAUUAAUCCCAAUUUUAAGUGUGAAGUUGUGUAAGUGAAACGUAUUCUAAAAUGAUGCUAAAGUAUCUCUUUCGCAAUAUGGGUUUUGUUAAAUGUUUGAAAAUGAAGCUCUGAUUCUGAACUAUUAAAGUCUCUGCUAAAAGCU
Molecule: messenger RNA, 2235 nt
Organism: Poecilia latipinna (sailfin molly)
Lineage: Eukaryota; Metazoa; Chordata; Actinopteri; Cyprinodontiformes; Poeciliidae
Gene: desi1b
Product: desumoylating isopeptidase 1b
Exons: 6
Coding region: 301-795 (164 amino acids)
Biological process (GO): protein modification by small protein removal
Molecular function (GO): peptidase activity
Source: RefSeq, a predicted model, not a curated record